AUGUCUUUCUCCAAGCUCUGUAUCGACGCUCUCGAUCUCGCUGGCAAGCGCGUCUUCAUCCGUGUCGACUUCAACGUCCCCUUCGACAAGGAGACCGGCAAGACCAUCACCAACACCCAGCGUAUCGACGCCGCCCUCCCCACCAUCAAAUACGCUCUGGAAAAGGGCGCCAAGUCCGUCGUCCUCGCUUCGCAUCUCGGACGCCCGUCCGGCCGUGUUAACCCCAAGUUCUCGCUCAAGCCCGUGGCAGACGUCGUCUCGGAGAAGAUCGGCAAGACGGUCACCUUCCUCGAAGAUGCCGUCGGCUCCGCUACUGAGGAGGCUUGCAAGGACCCCGAGACCGGAUCCGUCUUCUUGCUCGAGAAUUUGCGCUUCCACAUCGAGGAGGAGGGCAAGGGCGUUGAUGCUGAUGGCAACAAGAUCAAGGCUGAUGCUGCUAAGGUGACGGAGUUUCGGAAGAGUCUCAGCACUUUGGCUGAUGUUUACGUUAACGACGCCUUUGGCACUGCUCACCGCGCUCACUCGUCCAUGGUCGGCGUGGAUCUCCCACAAAAGGCCUCUGGCUUUCUCAUGAAGAAGGAGCUUGAGUAUUUUGGAAAGGCCCUGCAGGAACCCCAACGCCCGUUUCUUAGCAUUUUAGGAGGAUCCAAGGUGUCCGAUAAGAUCCAACUCAUUGAGAACUUACUUGAUAAGGUCGAUGAGAUGAUCAUUGGAGGAGGUAUGGCAUUCACAUUCAAGAAAGCCGUCGAGGGAAUGGCCAUUGGACAGUCGCUUUUCGACGAAGCCGGUGCAAAGAUCGCGCAGGAAAUUGUGGACAAAGCUAAGGCGAAGAAUGUCAAGCUUCAUUUCCCCGUCGACUUCACGAUUGCUGACAAGUUUGCCCCAGUGGCUAACACAAGAGUUGCGACGGACUCAGAGGGCAUUCCGGAUGAAUGGAUGGGUCUCGAUGCAGGUCCGAAGAGCCAAGAGGCAAUGCGCGAGGUCGUGUUGCGGGCGAAGACAGUCGUGUGGAACGGUCCUGUCGGCGUGUUUGAGUUUGAAGCGUUUGCAAAAGGAACAAAGGCCGUGGUCGAUGCUGUCGUGGAAGCUACUUCAUCUGGAGCUGUGACGAUCAUUGGUGGAGGUGACACGGCCACUGCAGUAAAAGAGAUGGGUGCAGCGGAUUCUGUGUCUCACGUUUCCACGGGCGGUGGUGCGAGCCUCGAACUGCUCGAAGGAAAGACUCUACCCGGCGUGGCCGCAUUGACAGACGCAUGAAACUGUCGUCGCACCGCAAAAGUGCAAUGUUUUCCUCGAGAGUUGUUGUAAACUUGUACUGUAAGACGAUUUCUACAGGUGUUCUGUUACAAAGUUAGUGUUUUCAUUGGUCUGGAGUCUGUAGCCCAAGGCGAUAGCUACACCAUUCGAGCAAAGCGCUACUUGCUAUACCAAGAAAGAUAUAGACAGAGCAAGUUCUGUUGAAGCUACGGUAUGAUUCCAUUGUUUUGCUUGAUCAGGUCUUGUAGCAGUGACGAGGAUCCGUUGCGAUGCGUGGCAAAGCCUUUCCGGGAUAAUAAAGCAGCAUUUUCUGUAGCC
Molecule: messenger RNA, 1575 nt
Organism: Chondrus crispus (carragheen)
Lineage: Eukaryota; Rhodophyta; Florideophyceae; Gigartinales; Gigartinaceae
Product: phosphoglycerate kinase
Exons: 2
Coding region: 1-1257 (418 amino acids)
Biological process (GO): gluconeogenesis; glycolytic process
Cellular component (GO): cytosol
Molecular function (GO): ADP binding; ATP binding; phosphoglycerate kinase activity
Source: RefSeq, a predicted model, not a curated record